UCCCCCAGUCCUAACCUCUCACAAUAAAAACUCUAAAAAUAAAAUAUUCUUAUCUACUCACGUCAUAUUCUCAGUCUCUCACCAAACCUCACUACCCCAACCGUUUCCUAAGGUCUGCGCAUCCUCUCCAGUAUCGCCGGCACGACGUCGUUUUAGUGUUUUCAACUUUUGCAGAAGUAUAAAUCUGAGUGUUGAUCUAUGGCUUCCUUCCGAGCAUUCUUGAACAGUCCGGUUGGUCCUAAAACAACUCACUUUUGGGGACCUGUUGCAAACUGGGGAUUUGUUCUUGCAGGAUUGGUGGACAUGAACAAACCUCCAGAAAUGAUUUCUGGCAACAUGACUUCAGCAAUGUGUGUCUAUUCAGCAUUGUUCAUGAGGUUUGCAUGGAUGGUACAGCCACGCAAUUAUCUACUUUUGGCAUGCCAUGCUUCAAAUGAAACUGUGCAACUCUAUCAACUCUCCCGUUGGGCAAGGGCUCAUGGAUACUUAUCAUCGGAGAAGAAGGAGGAAGCAUCAACUCAGUAAUUUGAUAAAAGCUUCCUUAUAUUUUUAUGUGUUUUUUGUUGUGAUUUAGGCAGAAGUUACUGCCACGGUUUUAUAUUUGACAAAAUCAAACAAACGGUAUUUAGUUCUUCUGCUAGUUGAUGCCUGACUCAGCAGAUUUCUUUCCCACAUCAGGACUACACGCUUUGCGAUCAGAAUGUUUUUAUCAGACAUCAAAAGUUGUAAAUUCUUAAUUGAUGUGGUAUUUGAUGGCUUUAAGAAGAAAUUUGAUGGUAAAAAUAAGGAGACCAAUACGGUAUCGUAAUGACAUGGUCUUUGUUCUGUUUAUCAUGAUAAAAUUGCAAUGAUUAUAAGUAUUUUCUA
This is a messenger RNA of Mangifera indica (mango), 867 nucleotides long. Its product is annotated as mitochondrial pyruvate carrier 1. The coding region runs from base 199 to 525 and encodes 108 amino acids. Lineage: Eukaryota; Viridiplantae; Streptophyta; Magnoliopsida; Sapindales; Anacardiaceae. The record is from RefSeq and is a predicted model, not a curated record. The transcript is spliced from 5 exons. Gene Ontology annotation, biological process: pyruvate import into mitochondria. Gene Ontology annotation, cellular component: mitochondrial inner membrane.